Molecule: messenger RNA, 1926 nt
Organism: Morus notabilis
Lineage: Eukaryota; Viridiplantae; Streptophyta; Magnoliopsida; Rosales; Moraceae
Product: mitochondrial Rho GTPase 1
Exons: 14
Coding region: 1-1926 (641 amino acids)
Biological process (GO): regulation of mitochondrion organization; mitochondrion organization; small GTPase-mediated signal transduction
Cellular component (GO): mitochondrial outer membrane
Molecular function (GO): GTP binding; GTPase activity; calcium ion binding
Source: RefSeq, a predicted model, not a curated record
AUGACGAUUGGAUCCUUGAACAGGAGCGGUCGGGUCAGAAUUGUCGUGGCCGGAGACCACGGCACCAGAAAAACCAGUCUAAUCAACACCGUCGCCGCCAAGAAAUACUCGGUGAAUGUGCCGGCUUUAUCGCCGCCGACGGUAGUUCCGGAGGAUUCCUACCCCGGGCGUGUUCCAAUUACAAUGAUAGAUACUUCCUCUCUUCCCCAGCAUAUUGGUAACGUUGCUAAAGAAUUGAAGCGGGCUGAUACAGUGGUUCUGACUUAUGCAUGCGAUCAACCGCAGACGCUUGAUCGAUUGAGUUCUUUCUGGCUUCCUCAAAUUCGUCAACUUGAGGUGAAGGUCCCAGUUAUAGUUGUGGGUUGUAAACAUGAUUUGAGAGAUGAAAACCAGCAGUUUAAUUUGGAGCAAGUGAUGUCACCAAUAAAGCAACAGUUUCCGGUGAUUGAAACUUACAUUGAGUGUUCGGCAUUGAGCUAUUUUCAGGUUCGUGAGGUUUUUAUCUCCGGAAGAAAACGCAUGCUCUAUCCGACGGAUCCAAUACUUGAUCAACAAUUACAAGUAAUGAAGCCUCGAUUUGAGCGAGCCUUGACGCGAAUAUUUGCUCUCUUUGACCGUGACCGAGAUGGAACUCUCAGUGAUACAGAGUUGAGCAAUUACCAGGCCAAUUGGUCCAAUACCCAUCUGCUGCCUUCUGAAAUUGUAGAGGCCAAGAGGCUUGUGCAAAAAUAUUGUCCCGAAGGAGUCAAUGACCAAGGGCUUAAUCUUGAAGGAUUCCUCACUCUUCAUUCAAUAAUUAUAAGUUCGAAGUGUUUCCCCACGACUUGGACUGUCCUCAGAAAAGCCGGAUACAAUAAUGCUUUAGAACUUGCAGAUGAACUUCUUCCAAUAUCUCCAUUGAAACGGACUCCUAAUCAGUGUGUGGAGUUGACAAAUGAAGCCAUUGAUUUCCUCAAAAGAAUGUUUGACAUUUUUGACAAAGAUAGGGAUGAAGCACUCCGUCCUUAUGAACUAGAAGAGCUAUUUUCUACUGCUCCGGAAAGUCCCUUUUCGAAAGCUCCUUAUAAGGAUGUGGUAGAGCAAAAUGCAAUUGGAGGGCUCUCACUUGAUGGAUUCUUAUCACAGUGGGCUCUCAUGACACUCCUAGAUCCAGCUUUUAGCAUGAAGAAUCUAAUAUACAUCGGUUAUUCUGGUGAUAUUUCAUCUGCUAUCCGCGUGACUAGGAAGAGGUGUUUAGACCGAAAGAAGCAAGAAUCAAAAAGAAAUGUUUACCAAUGCUUUGUUUUUGGCCCUAAAAAGGCUGGAAAGUCUGCAUUGCUCGACUCUUUUCUUGGAAGGCCUUUCUCUAAUACUUACAAUCCAACCACUGAAGUGCGUUAUGCAGUGAACGUUGUUGACCAGCAAGGAACAAAAAAAACCAUUGUGUUAAAAGAAAUUCCUGAAGACGGAGUUAAAAAAUUCCUUUUAGACAAGGAAUCGUUGGCUGCUUGCGACGUAGCAGUGUUUGUUCAUGACAGUUCUGAUGAAUCAUCAUGGAAGAGGGCGACUAAGUUGUUGGUUGAAGUUUCUAGUCAUGGUGAGGAUACUGGAUUUAAGGUGCCUUUCCUCAUUGUUGCAGCAAAAUAUGAUUCGGUUUCAUUUGGAUUGGCCAUACAACAUCAUUCUACAAGGGUUAGUCAAUAUCUGGGAGUAGAAGCUCCUAUACCUAUCUGCGCAAAGCUGGGUGAUUUGAAUAAUGUAUUCUACAAGAUUAUAAGUACUGCUGAGCACCCUCAUUUGAGCAUUCCCAAAACUGAAGCUGUGAGAACUCGCAAGCAAUAUGACCGGCCGUCUAUUGCAACUCGCGAGCACUAUGACCGGCUGUCUAUUGUGUUUGAUUCAGGAUUAAAUGGUCGUAUAUACUUGACUGAGGGACUAUUGUGUUAA